AAGUCUAAAAUCAAUCAAUCCUGAUCUCUUAACGAAUACAAUCUCUCUCCGCCAUGGCAGGCAUGGAGGAAACUCAGGACAGUAGGGGAAGGUUUACUUGCGAACUUUUUGACGAGCUCAGUCGCAAAUGGGCAGAAGAAGACGGUGAGAAGGCACGCCGACCAGGCCCCGAUGGUUUGAAACCAGGGUGGGUUAUGGGUUCUUAUUUCUACAGUAUGGGUGCCAAUGGUGAGAUGAGUGAAGGAGGCAGCAAGCAACCUGUUCCCAUGUUUUGUUAUUUAUGUGGCAAGGUAUGUGACCACUGGCCUAGAACUUGCCCCUCCAAGAUUCUUUCAGAGUCUACAAUCAUUUCUAAACCACCUGAGAACAAGAUGCCACCGCCCACCACAAGUUUUCCAUGCCAAGAUUCUGUUUCCUGUCUGGAUGGUGUGCAUUCAGCUAAAUAAAUUGUACUUCUGUUAUGCUAUCUCUUAGAUGUUUCCUACCUUUUACUUUGUCUGUUUUCAUGAGUAGCGUGUUUACUAUGUUUGAACAAACCUCUUCAUCUA
Molecule: messenger RNA, 548 nt
Organism: Fragaria vesca subsp. vesca
Lineage: Eukaryota; Viridiplantae; Streptophyta; Magnoliopsida; Rosales; Rosaceae
Exons: 2
Coding region: 54-446 (130 amino acids)
Source: RefSeq, a predicted model, not a curated record